Salvia miltiorrhiza (redroot sage) is the source of this 1935-nucleotide messenger RNA. Its product is annotated as cytochrome P450 704C1-like. Lineage: Eukaryota; Viridiplantae; Streptophyta; Magnoliopsida; Lamiales; Lamiaceae. The transcript has 7 exons. Bases 283 to 1830 code for a protein of 515 amino acids. The record is from RefSeq and is a predicted model, not a curated record. Gene Ontology annotation, molecular function: oxidoreductase activity, acting on paired donors, with incorporation or reduction of molecular oxygen; monooxygenase activity; iron ion binding.
AUGCUUGUAAAAGAAGAUAAGAUUUUUCUUCUUUUGACUUUAACAAACUUCUGUUUGCUCCGAUGGAUAGAAAUCUUAUCUAGUUGGAUAUAAUUGUUGACGAUGAAAUAAAACAAGCUGUUGGCUUUACCUGUCCCUGUAAAAGACUGCAAAAAAUGUGGCAUAUGCUUUUAAUAAAAAAACACUGAAGAUAAGACAAAUAAACUUUAAAAAAAAUAGUUUGAUGAUGACCUUGACAUGCAAUUAUAAGCUUUUAGUUAUUAUCAUGCAGACAAUGGCUUGAUGGUGUAUUUAUCUUAUAUGAAAGAGUCUACAUCCAUAUUUGUUUUGAGAAGCUUUAAUAUGUGUAGGCUUCUGGAUAUUCCUCCAUCAUCAUAUGCUAAUAUCAAAAUAUCAAGAGAAUUGAUAUCGUCUGCUCAUCGACCACCUGUGGCUGGACCAAUGAUAAAUCAACUCAUACACUUCCACAGACUUUUUGAUUACCAGAUCAGACUUGCCCUGAGGUACCGCACAUACCGUCUGAUCACUGAUUCGCACAGUGAAGUAUAUACUGCUGAUCCGUUAAAUGUUGAAUACAUCCUGAAAACAAACUUCCCUAACUAUGGAAAGGGAAAGUACAAUCGUGGUAUAAUGAAAGAUCUUUUUGGUGAAGGGAUUUUUGCUGUAGAUGGGAAGAAAUGGCGUCACCAAAGAAAGCUUGCCAGCUAUGAGUUCUCAGCCAAAGUCCUCAGAGACUUCAGCUGCUCUGUGUUUCGAUCUAAUGCUGCUAAACUUGCUUACAAGGUUCAUGUAGAAGCACUGGCUAGUAGAGAGAUGGAUUUACAGGAUAUGCUAAUGAAAUCAGCUAUGGAUACAAUGUUUAAGGUGGGAUUUGGGGUUGACCUCGAUACUCUAUCUGGAUCAGAUGAAAUCAGUAAUCAAUUUAUCAAAGCCUUUGACGACUCCAAUGUGAUUGUAUAUUGGAGAUAUGUCGAUGUAUUCUGGAAAGUGAAAAGGUUUCUUAACAUUGGCCUGGAAAGAAAUCUCAAGGAGAACAUCAAAGUCAUCGACAAUUUUGUUUACAACUUGAUCCACCACAAGAGGGACCAGAUGAGGAACGAAGAGGGUGCAAAAGAGGACAUACUAUCGAGGUUUCUAAUUGAAAGUGAAAAGGAUAGAGAGAACAUGACUGAUGAGUAUUUGAGGGACAUAAUUCUCAGUUUUCUCAUCGCGGGGAAGGACACGUCAGCAAACACUCUUGCUUGGUUCUUCUAUAUGUUAUGCAAGCAUCCACUGAUUCAAGAAAAGGUGUUACAAGAUGUGAAAUCAGCUACAGAGGUGAGAGAUGAAUUAUCUGUUGAUGAAUUUGUGCUCGAGUUGAGCGAGAUAGCUGUGGAUAGGAUGCAAUAUCUACAUGCAGCUCUUACAGAGACUCUCAGGCUAUAUCCUGCAGUUCCUGUGGAUGGGAAGUGUGCAGACGAAGAUGACAUUCUGCCGGAUGGCCACAGAAUAAAGAAAGGUGACGGCAUAAGCUACAUGGCGUAUGCAAUGGGGAGAAUGCCGUAUAUAUGGGGAGACGAUGCUGAGGAAUUUCGCCCCGAGAGAUGGCUUCAAGAUGGGCGUUUUCAGGGUGAAAGCCCUUUUAAGUUCACUGCCUUUCAGGGUGGGCCUAGAAUAUGCCUGGGGAAGGAAUUUGCAUACAGGCAAAUGAAGAUUAUAGCAGCAACGCUUGUGAUGUUUUUCAGAUGGAAGCUUGUGGAGGAGAGUAGGAAUGCCACUUACAGAACUAUGUUCACUCUUCACAUGGACAAAGGCCUCCCUCUCUAUGCAUUUCCUCGCUUUACUCCUUAGUUACUGUUUGCUGCUCUCUCAAAUUCUCAUCACUUGUAAUCUUUUCUAAACUUUCAAUUACUAAUCACACAAUUAUAUUUGAUGGUUUUGGUUGUUACCUACUUC